Molecule: messenger RNA, 1176 nt
Organism: Medicago truncatula (barrel medic)
Lineage: Eukaryota; Viridiplantae; Streptophyta; Magnoliopsida; Fabales; Fabaceae
Product: F-box/FBD/LRR-repeat protein At5g22660
Exons: 3
Coding region: 1-1176 (391 amino acids)
Molecular function (GO): protein binding
Source: RefSeq, a predicted model, not a curated record
AUGCAUCUCAACCGAAACCCUACCCUUUGCGCAGUCUAUGUUGCAAUUGAGAAGAUGGAGUUAGUUUCAAACGCGGAUAUAAUCAGUGACUUGCCAGAUUCCAUACUUUGUCACAUUCUCUCCUUUCUUCCGACUAAACUAGCUGCAACCACAAGCGUCCUCUCAAAGAGAUGGAAAUCGGUGUGGAUCUCAGUCCUUGCCAUCAAUUUUGAGGACGAAACCUUCAAAGAUAGCAACAGCUUUCGCAAAUUUGUUUUCUCUGCUUUGUUCUCAUUGCGAGACCAAAAGGCAUCAAUCCAUUCUUUUACCCUCAAAUUUGGUCAAUCUUUUCGUUGUUUCAAGCAAUAUGAGUUCAAUCAAAUUUUGAAAUAUGCUAUGGAAAGAGGAGUCGAGAAUCUUAACUUCGACAUGUCUGGUAAAAAUCGUCUUAUCACAUUACCUCCUCGCAUUCUCAGUUUUAAGACUCUUCAAGUUCUUAAAUUGUCACACAUACGGAUGCGAGAUUAUGAUCAUGUAGAUCUUCCUCAUCUCAAAACUCUUUAUUUGGAUAGAAUUUAUAUCAUAUCUCUUGAUUAUUUAGUGAAGUUUCUGUUUGGUUGUCCUAUUCUUGAGGAUUUGCAUAAAAAAAAGAUUUUAUACCCGUCACUUGUUCCCGUGGAAAAUUUGAAUGCUUUACCUAAUUUGGUGAAAGUAAGUAUUUGCCAUGAUAUGGAUACUUUGAUGACUUUGGUUUGUAAGGCAAAGAUUAUGCAUGUAGAAAAGAUGUCAAUCUCUCGGACAAGGCUUACCGUGUUUCACAAUUUGACCCACAUGGAACUUAGUGUUCAUGAUAAGUUUUGCAAUAAGAGAUGUACGAGGUUGCUAGGAAUACUCCCACAUUUUCCCAAACUUGAACAUUAUAUCAUUCAGGAUUGUGGGAAUGCAGAGAAUAGUUGUUACAAUUGUUGGAAGCAUCCCAUCACUGUUCCAGAAUGCAUUUCAUCACGUCUCAAAACAUGCUGUAUUAGAGGUUAUAGAGGCACAAGACAUCAGUUCAAAUUUGCAAAAUAUAUUAUGCAGAAUGCUAAUGUACUAGAGACCAUGGCAAUUAAGUCUAUGUGCCGUGUAAACUUCCAAAAGUUACUGGAAUUAUCUUCAAUUACAAGGGGAUCUACAUCAUUUAAACUAUUUGAUUGA